Molecule: messenger RNA, 1245 nt
Organism: Trypanosoma rangeli
Lineage: Eukaryota; Euglenozoa; Kinetoplastea; Trypanosomatida; Trypanosomatidae
Exons: 1
Coding region: 1-1245 (414 amino acids)
Biological process (GO): protein processing; positive regulation of catalytic activity
Cellular component (GO): membrane; endoplasmic reticulum; gamma-secretase complex
Molecular function (GO): protein-macromolecule adaptor activity
Source: RefSeq, a predicted model, not a curated record
AUGCAUUUGCUCGGCAUUGUUGGCUGCUGCUUUCUCAUAUAUGGACCACUAGUAAUUGCCUCCGUUGGCGCACUUGCAACACAUCCACAGCUUUUGCUGUUGGCGCUGGGUGCCGCCUUUGUGGCGUUGUUUAGUCCUUUCAUCACCGCGUUUUUUUAUCUUGCGACAAAGCGAGCACCGCUAGCGCCGUUGCUUGUCGUCGUGAGCGUCACAGUCACCGGGGUGCUGCGGGUUGGGCUGCUUUUCGUACUUUACCGCGCGGAGUCGUUAACGCGUAGUUAUGGGCAGCUGCUCGCCUCCAGUCCAAUGCGCUUCGCCCUUGUCUCUGCUGCCGUGGGAUGUGCGUUUGGGGCGGUGUCUGCCAUGCGUGGGACGGGCACACUGCUUGACUCCACGCAGCGGUUGAAGUUCUACACGAAGGGGACGACGACGUAUGACCUGAACGUCUGCCCGCGUCUCCCACUGCUGAUGCAUAGCGCCCUGCAGUCUUUCAUGUUGCUGCUUUGCCAGGUGGCCUGGGCGGUGAUGACCGGACAGGCCGUGGCCGCGUUGCAGGUGCUGCGGCAGCCGCAAAGGGCGUGGCGUCAGCUGCUUUAUUUCUGCGGGGGCAACACGUCCGGCGGAGCUGUGGCUGUAGUGGACUCGCUGGAGACGUGCCCUGACGCUCCGGGCACGCCAGUGGAAGCCAGCAUUUCGCCCCAGCCGGAAACUGCCGAACGGGCGCCAUCACCACCGUUGUAUUUGGCACCUCCCUGUGUGGAGGAGGAACUACCUGCUACGUCUUUUUGCGAGCGGGCUCAACGCACGGAGCGAGAGGCGCAGGAGGAGGAGGAAGAAGAAGAGGAAGAAGAAGAAGAAGAAGAAGAGGGGGAUGCGACGAGGGCGGAAAAACAUGUGCGUCCCAUCUCCUCGCUCACGGAGGAGCCUAAUCCCAAUGCUGGUUUCGAGCCACUGUUGUCGCCGCAGGAGAAGCAGCCGAUGGCGCUGCCUGAGCCCACAUUGCUGUACAAAACUCCACUUUUGGCGGUGGCCUCUCUUAGCGCCGCCUUUGUGCUGCACCUGCUGUUCGCACUUGCCUCACUGCUAAACCUGGCGGCUCGCAGCGCGGGGACCAGGAGUGUGGCGCCACUGCGUGGCUGCGAGGUUUCUCUGCCUCUUCAGGCCACCAUCACCGUAGUCUCGCUUCUGUGGAUGGCAGCUCUGAUACGCCUGGAGCGAGCCAGAGUGACUUGCGAGGGAGUGUGA